Messenger RNA from Gossypium raimondii (Peruvian cotton), 1650 nucleotides. Its product is annotated as taxadiene 5-alpha hydroxylase. The record is from RefSeq and is a predicted model, not a curated record. Gene Ontology annotation, molecular function: iron ion binding; monooxygenase activity; heme binding. Gene Ontology annotation, biological process: sterol metabolic process. The transcript has 4 exons. Lineage: Eukaryota; Viridiplantae; Streptophyta; Magnoliopsida; Malvales; Malvaceae. Bases 64 to 1548 code for a protein of 494 amino acids.
CUGUGUUUUGUCUCUAUAAAAUGGUUAUGUCUGAUCUUUAAAACCCCUGCUCAAACCCCGAAAAUGGACAGCAUCCUCACUUCCAUUACAAACCCAUUUUCUACCUUAAACCCACAGUUGCUAUCCAUAAUCUUAGGAGCUUCAUUUGCUGUUUUCAUUUGCUUCAAAUUCAUAUUACUCUCACCACUUUCAGGCAAAAAGCUUCCACCCGGUUCAUUAGGUUACCCGUUCAUUGGGGACUCCAUCAGCUUUGUGAAGUCACAAAAGCAAGAUACGACCCAAGAAUGGAUUCUGAACCGGGUUAAGAAGUAUGGACCGGUGUUUAAAACCUCGAUCUUGGGUUCGAAAAUGGUGAUCAUGACGGGUCAAGUGGGGAACCGGUUCGUGUUCAGUGGUGCUGCUGAUGGUGUCUCGUUUAAUCAACCGACAUCGGUGGUUAAGGUGCUUGGGAAGAACAGCCUUUUUGAGAUGUCGGGGUUUAGACAUAAGCUUAUCAGGGGUGCGAUUGUUAACUUUUUGAAACCGGAAAGCAUUCAACGGUUUGCUUCCAAAAUGGAUUCGCUGGUCCGGCAACAGUUAUUCAAGGAACUUCAAGGCAAGGAUUCAAUAAAAAUCGUGCCACUAAUGAAGAAAAUAACAUUCAACAUCACAUGCAGCAUACUGUUCGGAUUACCCGACGGUGACUUAAAAGACGAACUAUUAAAAGACUUUACACUCACCGUCAAAGGAGUAUGGGCGAUCCCAUUACAUUUCCCGGGCACUGUGUUUCAUACAGCCAUACAAGCACGUCAAAGGCUUUGCCAAAAGCUUUCAACAAUAGUCAGUACAAGAAAAAAACAAGAAGAUGAAGGCAAUGUGGACACUGAAGAUGACAACAUCGUAUCUUGUCUCCUUGCUUUGAGGGAUGAAAAUGGACAACCUUUGUUGGAAGAUGAAAUUAUUGAUAUUUUCCUAUCGUUGAUUAUGGCUAGCCAUGAUACAACUGCCAUUUUGCUUACCCUUUUUGUGAGACAUCUUUCUAGGGAUCCAGAGGUUUCUAGCAAGGUGAUUGAAGAGCAAAAUGAAGUACUGAAAGCCAUGAAAGAAAAUGGUGGAAAGCUGACAUGGAGUGAAAUACAAAUGAUGAAAUAUACAUGGAGAGUAGCUCAAGAACUCAUGAGGGUCAAUCCCCCAAUGCUAGGCAGUUUCAGGCUAGUCACCAAAGACAUCGCUUUUGAUGGCUAUCACAUUCCCAAAGGAUGGCAGAUAUUUUGGGUGGCUCCGGGGACUCACAUGGACAACAACAUAUUCAAAGAUCCGGAGAAGUUUGAUCCAUCGAGAUUCGAGAACUCGUCGAAAGCGUUCCCUCCGUAUACUUACGUACCGUUUGGAGCAGGGCCUCGGGUUUGUGCCGGGAUCGAAUUCGCUAGAGUCGAAACGUUGCUGAUAAUACAUCAUCUUGUAACAAAGUAUAGUUGGACUGAAAUGAUCUCUGAUGAACCUAUAAUUCGGGAACCAAUGCCAUAUCCUGCCAUGGGACUUCCUAUCAAGCUUUACCCCAAAAACUGAUGUAUGAAAAUGAUAGCCUAAGAUUUUUUAUGAUUAACAGAUAAAAAUCACUAUAGUUUGAUUAUUUAUUGUUUUUUCAAUAAGAGUUUUUAAUGGUAGCAA